GAGAGUGAGAGUGAGAGAAUGACAAGGGCAGAGGGAAAGACAUAGCAAUGCAAGGAGAGAGGUUGAGUGCAGUGGUACAUGAUUAAAUAAUGCUGGUGAGAGAAAGCAGACAUUGACUGUAUGCUCGUGCCUGCACAGGUGUGUCCACUCUGUAUGGGGUCAAGCAGAGCUCCCGUCACAUUCAGGUCGCAGCAGGAGCCAAGGCAGCCACACCGAGGACACGCUGUGUAGUCCUGCAGCUGUUGGAUCUUUUUUAAAAAAGAUUUUUUAAUUUUGAGGGCUUCAGGGUGAUUAUCUGAUGACUGUUUGCCUCCUACCCAUGUAACCAUCAUAGGCUGGACAGAGACUCAUCACAACUUUCAGGUGAAUACAUGGAGACGCAACUGGAAGAGCUGAGACAGCAGCUGGAAAAACAAUGUCAGCUCAAUCAGGAGUUGGAGAGGCAAAACAAAGACCUGGAGCAAAGACUCCAGGAGAAAGAGAAACUGCUGCAGGAGCUGCAAAGUCACUACCAUGACUUAGAAUUUCCCUCACAGGGCAAUAAUGAGGUUGAACCAGAGGUCAGGAAGAGUCGUGCUGCCGUCAUGGCGCCAGAAUCAAUCCCAGAGAACCUGGAGAUCACACGCACCAAAGUCAAGAAAAGUGGCAGUGAGACGAGUCUGAUUGUCAAGGCAAUCAAAAAGAAUGACUUCCUGAGUCGCCUUGAUGAUGAGCAGACAGCCAUGAUGGUGGAUCUCUUGGUGGCAUUUGACUACAGUCCUGGGAACGAGAUCAUUAAAGAGGGCUCUGAAGGGGACAGCAUGUACAUAGUAGCAGCUGGUGAGCUCCUUGUGACCCAGGCAGGUCGUAACCUCCGAACCCUAACCCGUGGUGAUGUGUUCGGGGAACUGGCCAUCCUCUACAACUGCAAACGCACAGCAACAGUCAAAGCAAAGACUGUGGUGAGUCUGUGGUGCAUGGAGAGACAGACCUACAGGACCAUCAUAACCAACAAAUCCAAGAAGAAACGUGAGCAACUUAUGGGCUUCUUGAAAACGUCUCGGACCCUAAAGGACCUGAAUGACGUCCAGUUAUCAAAGAUAAUCGACUCCAUGGAAGAGGUAAAGUACCAGGACAAGGACGUGAUAGUUCGAGAGGGGACUGAAGGAAAUACUUUCUAUAUCAUCCUCAAAGGAGAGGUGUUGGUGACUAAGAAUGUGAGUGGACAUCAGAAGCAGAUUCGCCGUAUGGGAAAAGGGGAACAUUUCGGGGAACAGGCCCUCAUACGGGAGGUGCUGAGAACUGCUACUUGCACUGCUGAUGGUCCAGUUACCUGCUUCUCCAUUGACAAGGAGGUGUUUGAGGAGACCAUUCCCAUUGAACACCUGGAGCUUUUUGAUGACUCCAAGGUGCUUCAUGAGACAGCUGUCCCUGGGAGGUCAAGUGCCAGCUCCUCUCUGAAGUUUAAAGACCUGGUUCCUGUGUACUACCAAGAGGGACGCUAUCAGGGAGAGCCUGUCACCCUCGGAGUGGGAGGCUUUGGCCGUGUUGAGCUGGUGAUCUCCAUGAACCAAGGGAAUUACUAUGCCAUAAAGCGGGUCAGUAAGAUGCACAUCGUGGCCAAGCGACAGGAAGAGCAUGUCCUCUUUGAGAAGAAGAUCCUCAAAGCCAUCCAGUCUGACUUCAUUGUUAGGCUUCACGCUGCUUUCCGAGACACACGGUACAUCUACAUGGUUAUGGAGUUCUGCAGUGGAGGGGAGAUCUGGACCAAACUUAAAGAAGUGGGUCGUUUUGAUGAGCCCAUUGCUGUUUUCUGCACUGCCUGUGUGGUGGAGGCUUACGCCUACCUCCACAAAAAGAGCAUAAUGUACAGAGACCUCAAACCUGAGAACCUGAUGCUCGACGCUCGGGGCUACGUCAAACUGGUGGACUUUGGGUUUGCCAAGGAGAUGGUUCGUGGUGAGAAGACCUACUCGUUUGUGGGAACUCCUGAGUACAUUGCCCCAGAGAUCAUCCAGAACCAGGGACAUGACUUUGCGGUUGACUUCUGGUCCCUUGGUAUCCUGAUCUUUGAACUUCUAGUGGGAAGUCCUCCCUUCUCAAGUUCAGAGCCCCAGAAGAUCUAUGCCAAGAUUUUGGAUGGGGUGCUCAAGUAUCCACCAUACAUGAGCGAGGCUGCCAAGUCCAUCAUCAGCAAAUUGUGCAGACCUCGGCCAGGUCAGAGGCUAGGAAACACCAAGAAUGGAAUCAAAGAUGUGCGGCACCACAGGUGGUUCAGCAGUAUGAAUUGGCAUAAGCUGCGUGUUGGCCAGGUGGACGCUCCCACGAUUCGGCUCAUACGAAAGGGCCCAUGCUAUAUCAACUUCGACAGCUUCCCUUAUGACCAGCCCAAGGCUGAGGAGGAGUUCUCUGAUUGGGAUCGGGACUUCUGACCCAAGCCACCAUCUUUGUUUGACGUCUGCAUCAUCUCCAUAUAGGAUCCAAUGGCUACAAGAUGGUUCAGUUGCAUAAAUCCUCAUCAGUGGGACCCACAGAGAUUAUUUAAAGGUGAAUGGGGAUUUGCAAAUUUGGUGUGGACAAUAAAUCCUCCAUAUACACUUCUGGAUUCCUGUAUCUGGACUUUAGCUCAAAUUUGUAUUAAAAAAAAUCCUCUAGAACACAUCUCAAUGAUUUAAUCUCUUCAGUGAAAAACUAUGUUUCACCUUUUUUAUCGUUAACUAAAACAGACAUUGUAUGGCAACUUGGUAGCUGAGUUAGCUAAAAUUUAUACCAUGUCAGGGUCCAUUGUGUGUUGUUCUCCCACUCUAAUGAGUCAUCUGAAUAAAUAAAUUUAAAAAAAUGAUGAUUUUAAUGCCCGCUUUCCUUUUGUUGGGGUGUGGGUGUUUAAGUAGACAUAACAUAUUUGUGUACGUCAGCUUUAAAAGUGGCACAUUGAAAGUCUGCUGUUGCAGUAGAGAGAUAACCUGCAGAGGACCGGCAAAAUACAAAGGUGUUAGGACCUGAUGUCAGCACGGUCUGUUCCCAACAUCAGCACAUGGAGAUUUGGGCAAGGAGGUGUAAACAACAUUGUAAUCUUCUAAAUUGAUUUGCAAAAGACCAAACAUAUAAAUACUUGUGU
Messenger RNA from Lampris incognitus (smalleye Pacific opah), 3097 nucleotides. It is a transcript of the gene prkg3, whose product is annotated as protein kinase cGMP-dependent 3. The transcript has 22 exons. Gene Ontology annotation, molecular function: ATP binding; cGMP-dependent protein kinase activity. NCBI's taxonomy places the organism in Eukaryota, Metazoa, Chordata, Actinopteri, Lampriformes, Lampridae. Bases 372 to 2411 code for a protein of 679 amino acids. The record is from RefSeq and is a predicted model, not a curated record. Gene Ontology annotation, biological process: protein phosphorylation.